Messenger RNA from Paramormyrops kingsleyae, 2667 nucleotides. It is a transcript of the gene pkma, whose product is annotated as pyruvate kinase M1/2a. Gene Ontology annotation, molecular function: pyruvate kinase activity; potassium ion binding; magnesium ion binding. The record is from RefSeq and is a predicted model, not a curated record. Gene Ontology annotation, biological process: glycolytic process. Lineage: Eukaryota; Metazoa; Chordata; Actinopteri; Osteoglossiformes; Mormyridae.
GCAAAUGAAAGGGUUCACCUUGAGCCGGUGGCCUGGACUGUAGCGCGUCAGUUUGCGAAGUCGUUCAUCCUGUUCUGGACCUCCCCAACCAACAGCACUCCAAUCAUGUCAAAGCCCCAAGAUUUGGGUUCAGCCUUCAUCCAGACGCAGCAGCUGAACGCUGCCAUGGCAGACACCUUUUUGGACCAUCUAUGCCUGUUGGACAUAGAUUCGGAGCCCACAACAGCCCGCAACACUGGCAUCAUCUGCACCAUCGGUCCGGUCUCUCGCUCUGUUGAAAUGCUGAAGGAGAUGAUCAAGUCUGGCAUGAACAUUGCUCGUCUGAACUUCUCUCACGGCUCUCACGAGUACCAUGGUGACACCAUCAAGAACGUUCGUGAGGCCGAGGCGAGUUUUGAACCUGGCAGCAUUCACUUCCGGCCCAUCGGCAUUGCCCUGGACACCAAGGGCCCCGAGAUCAGGACGGGACUCAUCAAGGGCAGUGGCACUGCUGAGGUGGAGCUAGUGAAAGGAAACAGUAUCAGGCUGACCCUAGAUGACUCCUACAUGGAGAACUGCGACGACAAAAUUCUGUGGCUGGACUACAAGAACAUCAUCAAAGUGGUGGAAGUUGGAAGCAAGGUCUACAUUGAUGAUGGACUGAUUUCACUCCAGGUUCAAGAGAUUGGGGCUAACUACCUGGACUGUGUCAUCGAGAACGGUGGCACCCUGGGCAGCAAAAAGGGCGUGAACCUUCCAGGAACGGCCGUGGACCUGCCCGCUGUGUCGGAGAAGGACAUCAAGGACCUGCAGUUUGGCGUGGAGCAGGGCGUCGACAUGGUGUUUGCCUCCUUCAUCCGGAAGGCCGCCGACGUGCACGCCGUCCGUGAGGUGCUGGGCGAGAAGGGCAAGAACAUCAAGAUCAUCAGCAAGCUGGAGAACCACGAAGGGGUCCGCAGGUUUGAUGAGAUCAUGGAGGCCAGUGACGGCAUCAUGGUGGCACGUGGUGACCUGGGCAUUGAGAUCCCUACGGAGAAGGUCUUCCUGGCCCAGAAGAUGAUGAUCGGCCGCUGCAACAGAGCUGGAAAGCCCAUCACUUGUGCCACUCAGAUGCUCGAGAGCAUGAUCAAGAAGCCUCGCCCUACCCGUGCCGAGGGCAGCGACGUGGCCAACGCCGUUUUGGAUGGUGCAGACUGCAUCAUGCUCAGCGGGGAGACCGCCAAAGGUGACUACCCCCUGGAAGCAGUCCGUACCCAGCACAUGAUCGCCCGUGAGGCGGAGGCGGCCACGUUCCACAGGCAGCUGUUCGAGGAGCUGCGGCGCUCCUCCCGCCUGACCCGCGACCCCUCCGAGGCCGUCGCCGUGGGCGCCGUCGAGUCCUCCUUCAAGUGCUGUGCCAGUGCCAUCAUUGUGCUCACAAAGACUGGCAGGUCUGCCCACCUCAUUUCCAGAUAUAGACCCCGGGCCCCGAUCAUCGCUGUAACCCGCAGUGGCCAGACUGCCAGACAAGCCCACCUGUACCGUGGUAUCUUCCCUGUGCUGUACAACAAGCCUGCCCAUGACGUCUGGGCCGAGGAUGUGGACCUGCGCGUUAACUUCGCGAUGGACAUGGGCAAGGCCAGAGGCUUCUUCAAGACUGGCGACGUGGUCAUCGUUCUGACCGGCUGGCGCCCCGGAUCUGGCUACACCAACACCAUGCGUGUCGUGCUCGUGCCCUAAACUCCUACCUGAAGGACAAUCCCCAUGCAACUCCCAUGACCCCACCUGCUAUUGUAUCAUUUGUCCACGCUACCUUCACCCCCGACAGUUAGGUUGUCACUGCAAACGAAGCCCAACCGUCUGGUUACACACACAAACACACACCAGCCCACCCGAAUGCAGUUUUGCUCUGAACAGCACUUCCUUACACUCCAGCUCUUCUCCCUUAGGAGUUCUCAUAAUGCUGCAGUCUCCAGGACCCCUGUACUCCCUCCUAGAAGCAGAAUUUGCCCACAGAAAUGUGCCUGGAAGGCUUGCAAGUGCUGGACGGCAGCCUGUCACAGCCGACAUCCCCAAAGGAAGCUUUGUAUCCACAGGUCUGACUUGCUGGAAGUCAGUCGCUUUUCGACGCAAAUGGCUCCAUUUGACUAGUUCUCUGUGUGCAGUCAUGUGUCUUUCAUUCAGUUGUAGUAUUGCCAUGUCCUCCACUUCUGCUGCUCUGCUGAGGUGUCUUAGCCAUGCAGACAGUAUUGGGAUGGUGGGCAGCUAAUCUAAUACUUCAGUGUUAUAACUCAUAGGAUUUUUUCCCCCCCCCCAUGAAAUUUGAUGUUAAUGCUUAACCAGUUUGGGCGAUUUAGCUUUAGCUCUUAUGUUUAAAAUGGAUGAGGAUCCAGAUUCUUAGCAGGGGUGGGUGUCGAGUGUAAAUGAUCCCUGAAAUGGAGAGAGGCAUUACAUCAACCUCUCUAUUCCCCCACCCCCUGCAGAGGUGUGGAAGGUAAUUGAACAGGGGGGUGAGGAGUCUUUCUUUUGUGUUUCCAUUUGUGUCUCUUAGUCUCCCAUCAAUCUGAUUGUCAGUAACUAAGUCUCUGUCCUACUGUUGCUUCUUUAAUUAUAGGAUGUAAAACUUCAUUUUUGUUUCUGGUGGUGAUACAGCUGGUGUAACCAUUUCUCCUGCUUGAUUGGACCAUCAAUAAAAGAGAUGACCACUGA